Molecule: messenger RNA, 2990 nt
Organism: Oryzias latipes (Japanese medaka)
Lineage: Eukaryota; Metazoa; Chordata; Actinopteri; Beloniformes; Adrianichthyidae
Gene: wnt3
Product: wingless-type MMTV integration site family, member 3
Biological process (GO): multicellular organism development; cell fate commitment; neuron differentiation
Cellular component (GO): extracellular region
Molecular function (GO): cytokine activity; frizzled binding
Source: RefSeq, a predicted model, not a curated record
GAGAGGACGGGUAUGAGCGUGUGCAUGUGUGGAAGAGACACUUAUUCUCUUAACUACUAGGAGGCAGACACACUUUCCUGGCCCGACUCAAAGAAGGGGGAAACAGGGGAGGAAGAUUUUUCAAAUAUCAUUUUAAUUUUCCCCUCAUUGAAGAAUCAAACUGCCCUAAAGCAUCUCUUCCUGGAAACUCUUCAUCACUGCCUGCUGGAAGUUCUAUAUAUUGAUCCAUCUACCCUCUCACACACUCCAAGGCGUACCUCAUGGAUUUGUAUCUGAUUGGAUAUUUGAUGUGUGUGUGGUUGUCCAGCUCGCGGGUGCUUGGCGGGUAUCCCAUCUGGUGGUCCCUGGCCUUGGGGCAGCAGUACUCAUCGUUGGGCUCCCAACCCAUCCUGUGUGGUUCAAUUCCAGGGCUGGUGCCCAAGCAGUUACGUUUCUGCCGCAACUACAUUGAGAUCAUGCCAAGCGUGGCUGAGGGGGUCAAACUGGGAAUCCAGGAAUGCCAGCACCAGUUCAGAGGCCGCAGAUGGAAUUGUACCACCAUCAAGGACAACUUGGCCAUUUUUGGUCCCGUGCUGGACAAAGCGACCAGAGAGUCAGCGUUUGUCCACGCCAUAGCCUCUGCAGGCGUUGCGUUUGCAGUGACGCGCUCCUGCGCUGAGGGCACCUCCACCAUGUGUGGCUGCGACUCCCAUCACAAGGGGCCUCCAGGUGAAGGCUGGAAGUGGGGAGGCUGCAGUGAAGAUGCAGAGUUUGGAGUGCUGGUGUCCAGGGAGUUUGCAGAUGCCAGAGAGAACCGUCCAGAUGCUCGGUCUGCCAUGAACCGGCACAACAACGAGGCUGGCCGAACGACUAUCCUAGAUCACAUGCACCUGCGCUGCAAGUGUCACGGCCUUUCAGGAAGCUGCGAGGUAAAGACGUGUUGGUGGGCGCAGCCAGACUUCCGCAUGCUGGGCGACUACCUAAAGGACAAGUACGACAGCGCCUCAGAGAUGGUGGUGGAGAAGCACCGUGAGUCGCGUGGCUGGGUGGAGACUCUGAGGGUCAAGUAUGCCUUCUACAAGCAUCCCACCGAGCGUGACCUUGUUUACUACGAGGGCUCGCCCAACUUCUGUGAGCCAAACCCAGAGACGGGCUCGUUUGGGACUAGAGACCGGGUCUGCAACGUGUCCUCGCAUGGCAUUGAGGGCUGCGACCUUUUGUGCUGUGGCCGCGGACACAACACCCGGACUGAGAAGCGCAAAGAAAAGUGCCACUGCAUUUUCCACUGGUGCUGCUACGUUAGCUGUCAGGAGUGUGUGCGCGUCUACGACGUGCACACAUGCAAAUGAAAAGCUUGUGCUUUUUGAAAAACUGACUGGACUGCUGGACCUUCAGCCCCAUUUCAUUCCUGCACCUGUUCCAGUAACCCGUUCACCAGCUCACUCUGAGGCCUGGCUGGAUAACUGCUCCAAAAAUGGACCAACCCUGGCCUCAAAUCUGCAUCCCAACCAUCAGCAGCAACAGUCCAAUCAUGGUGCCUCAUUCCUGCUGGUUCCUCACCCUGCAACAUCAGUACACCAGCCCCUCCCUAUCCUUGUGUCCUUAUUUAUUUCCCCCCCCUCCAUAGUAAAACUUUUCACCCAAGAGAUUGAUGCAGUAAAGCAGACUCCCUUUGCCUCUAACUAACACCUCACUGGCCCUAUUUCUUGUCUUUUUCCCACUAAACCAACCUCUUUUUCGUCACUUUUUGAUCCUGAACGCUUACAAUUACAAACCACAACUUUUUAACUACUGAACGCCAGCAGAGGCAGGCGCUGAAAAGGCCACCUUUAGACUACUGAUCAAAUCCUCCGCGUUGCUCCUCUCUGCUGUUGGACCGGGAAGCCCAGAAGAUAAAUGCUACAGUUUGACUCUCAAAGCACCACAAAUCGGAAUUAUUACAAUUGGGCUGGGACUGGAGGUUUGCAGGAGGGGGGAGGCGUAACCCCAUCCACUGGCUAACAAUCCAACAUGCGUAUAUGUAUGCACUAUGCAGGCAACUGAGAGCUGUAGGUGUCUCAGCGCUGUAGCAGAUUCUUCCUAAAUGGAAACUUCCAGUUGUAUUCAACAACAGCUUUGUUCAUUCAAAAAUCCAUCAUUGUAUGAUCAGGCACAGCUGUUUUAUUUAUGCAGCAUACCUCUGUUAAGCUUUUAGCAUGCUUCUUAUUAACCAUCAGUGAUUCAUCAGGUUCACCUCAAAGACUUCUCUCUAAACAGAAGCUUUUAUUUUGAAAAAAAAAAGAAGAAAAUAAGAGGACAUGGAGUGUUCCGAUUGGCUGCUUUUUGACUCAAGUAUUUCAGAAGUUGAAUUUAUGAACUUGGAAUCUUGUCGGUGUGCCCCAAAGCACAAAUGCUUGUUUCUGGAAGAACACACUGCCAAGGAAUCCAGAUAUCUUAGCUCAGGCAUGAAUGUCGGCUCAAGGGUUGAAUGGAGCAGACUUCUUCUUGCAGAUUUAUGUCUGAGACCAUUAAGCUGAGGACUUUUGGGAACUUUGAGUGGAAGAUGGGGAUGUACAUGGCAAAAGGGAAGGGUAAAUGAACGGCUGGAUGGACAGACAAGGAGAAACUGCACGAAGGUGGAAGGAACCAUGAGAAGUUUCCAUACAUGUCCUGACAGUCCCACUCGCCGCCCAGUGAUUAUCUCCAUCUUUAAAAAACACAAGUUACCCUGUCCUCUUUGUGGCGCAGAUCAGGAUACGUGUCCCUUUCUGCUCUGACCCCCACCCCCGCCAAGCCACUGGGAUCAACCAUUCCAUGUCAAUGUCCUCCAUCCCCGUCCCCCCCAACUCCUGUUCUACUCAUUCACAUUUCCUGCUAUAUCCAAAGUUUUGUACAAAUGUUUUAAAGUGAAUAAUUCCCUUUUUAUUUUAUAAUCGGAAAUGUUAUGUUUUUAUAAAUAUUAUUUAUUAUACAGUGUAUAUAUCUGUAUGACUGAACUAAGAUAUAUAUAUUUGAAGAACAAAACUUGUCUC